Messenger RNA from Radiomyces spectabilis, 1602 nucleotides. RefSeq lists its product as uncharacterized. Bases 91 to 1425 code for a protein of 444 amino acids. NCBI's taxonomy places the organism in Eukaryota, Fungi, Mucoromycota, Mucoromycetes, Mucorales, Radiomycetaceae. The record is from RefSeq and is a predicted model, not a curated record. Gene Ontology annotation, cellular component: nucleus; cytoplasm. The transcript is spliced from 8 exons.
AUUCAAGAGUUUUUGACCGUCACGGACUUAGGAUUUUGAUGAACUCAGAUCGGGUUCGGCGUUUCAUUGUCUCCAUCUCUUUAACUUAUCAUGCCACACAGUGUCCCGUCUGAAGAACUACCUAUCUUGGAGCGAUUGCUCGCCAUUCGCAAUCGUUUGUCAGCUUUGAAAAGAGAUCGUUCCACUUAUCUCAAGGCAGACGACAUUAUGCCCAUCAAAGAAGAGGUGACGCAAGAAAUUAAUAAUCUGACCGAAGUACGUGGCGGUAUAAUGGUCCAUGAGAAACAAGCCUUGAAUCGUACGGACGAUGUCAUGGAUGAAGUCUGCCAAAUGCUCAGUCUGUGCUUUUUGUGUUUGGGCAAAACCAGAGAAAGUCCUGCAGUAUAUUCUCAAGUCGUGGCGAUCAAGCAUUCUUUUGAUCGUCUGGAGGAGUUUGGCAUUUAUGCUGAAGAAUUUCUGGAACCUUAUACGAAGAAAUUGAAGGAAAUCGAAAAUAUUCUCAAAGUGGAUGAAAGAAACGGUGCCUUACCAAAGGCUGUCAUGCAAAUGCUAAAGUACAAAUUCACACAAUGCGAGCGUAUCAGAGAUCAACUGAUGGCGACAAUCCAUGAAGUAUCUCCCGAACUAAUUCCCAUUCGCAAUAAGAUGCUUCGUAUUCGCCGGCAAUUAAUAUCUAUUGCCUGUCAAAGCAACUUUAAAGCAAGCGAUAUAGUGCCGAUCCAAGAGGAAAUUCGGGAUAUCGAUAACCGUAGAGAGGACGGCAAAUUUUUGGCAGCGGAUGGCAGUAUUCCAGCUGGUCAAGCGGUGCUUGUGGGUCUCCUAGAGCAAAUUUAUGCUUACUCACAUGAUAUGAUCAUCGCCGCUAGCACCGAUUUCUCCCCUGCGUUGCAAGAAAUUCGCGUACGACUGGUGGAAAUCAAAUCGCAAUUGGAACGUUUGGAACUGACACACAAGUGGACUUUAAGACAGACUGAUUUGUUCACUUAUCAGCACCAACUGCAUGAUAUUGUAAUGAUGCGUCAUCCCGUGGAUAGCGAUCGUCCCGACAAACUCGACAAAUUUUUGGAUGAACGUGGUGAAGCCCCAGAAGGUCAAACCGUGCUCAAUUUCUUACUUCACAAAUGCUAUCGUAUCAUUGUUAUCUUGUUGAACGAGAGUGUGCCUGUCUCCGAGGCAUUAACACCUAUUUAUAAUCAGCUAACUUCCGUACGUCAAUGCCUGUUAGCCGUCAAGAAGACGGGCGCGCCGUGUUCAGCAGAGGAAUUGUAUCCCUAUCAAAUGAAGUUAAUGAGCAUCGAAAAUCUGCGAAAAGACGGUAAAUUUUACGAUGAACAAGGUUGCAUCCCCGAAGGUCAAGCACUUUGCGUAUCUACUCUCGAGGAAUGCUAUUCGCUUUUGGAACAGCUGCGUGACGAUUCCGAAUAAAAAGAAACGAAAAAGAAAAAGUAGACUAGAGCGCAGAAAGAACAUCUAAUAUGUAAUCAAAAAGGGUUUCCGUAUUCGCUUGCCCCCUCCCCUCCCCCUUCCCCCAGCGUCUCUUAAUUCCAUUCAAUUACUGUAGAAACACUGAUCGAUAUACUGUAUUGCUUAACAUUCCGCAGU